Molecule: messenger RNA, 1859 nt
Organism: Cutaneotrichosporon oleaginosum
Lineage: Eukaryota; Fungi; Basidiomycota; Tremellomycetes; Trichosporonales; Trichosporonaceae
Biological process (GO): negative regulation of translation; mRNA catabolic process
Cellular component (GO): CCR4-NOT complex; CCR4-NOT core complex; P-body
Source: RefSeq, a predicted model, not a curated record
UCCAGUUGUUGGUCCCAAUCGCUUGCUCACCCCGCACCCGCGCACCACUGUCUCCCCGUCGCUAUCAUUCAGCAUCCACUCGUCACCUUGAUCGAUCCUCACAAUCCUCACCACCCUCCACACCAACAGCCCCCAUCCGUCCAUCCCACGCCUCCCUCCCUCCUGAUCUAUUCUCUGCCCCGCUAGGGGCGUCGCGCAUCUCCCCGCAUCCACCCCUCUAUUCGCGUCACUGCUUUCAUUACUCCUUCUCCAUCAACUCGCGUCACUCCCGUCGAACCUCAACUUGACCUCGCUCUGCAGCCAAGUUGUUGGCCCCCUUCAUAUCAACACCUCCUGCCUCGUCACUGCACGCCCAAACCUCGAUGUACGGCCGCGCGUACGGUGGGUACGCCGCAGGCGGAGACGUUCCUCGCUCGACUGCACUGCAAGCACAAGCACAAGCACAAGCUCAGUCUGCAAUGAGCGGCGGCGGCAACCUUCAAUCUCCUCUGGCGACCCUCGGCUCAAGCAUGCAGCAGAACCUUCCAUCUUCGCUCACAUCGCAGCAAGCACCGCCCCUCCUUCUCAACAAUCUCGCGCAGCACCUCAACAACCCGCCCCCGCCCACGCCUGGUGUCCCGACGACACCGAGCGGCGCGCAGCAGGCGCAUCAACUCUCCGCGGCUGUCGCCCAGAUAGGGAACUCCGGCGCGCCCUUCCCCGCUAGCACAGGCAAGCUUCUUUUGUUGCCCAACGGCAACCCGCCGCCUGCGAACAGCGAGGAAGCAAAGAUCUAUGAGCUCAUCAUCCAGCUCCUCGACCCCGAGACUCGCGAGACUGCAUUGUUAGAGCUCAGCAAGAAGCGAGAGAUGUACGAGGACUUGGCCCUUGUGUUGUGGGGCGGCUUUGGCAUCAUGUCUUCGCUCCUGCUUGAGAUUGUGAACGUCUACCCUGCGCUGUCGCCCCCCGUUCUCACAGCUCACGCGUCAAACCGCGUCUGCAACGCGCUCGCCCUUUUGCAAUGCGUGGCGUCGCAUUCAGAGACACGCUCUUUGUUCCUCAAUGCGCACAUCCCACUCUUCCUCUACCCUUUCCUCAACACGACUUCCAAGACGCGCCCCUUCGAGUACCUGCGCUUGACAUCGCUGGGAGUCAUCGGCGCGCUCGUGAAGCAGAAUGACAACAGCGACGUGAUCAACUUCCUCCUCUCAACCGAGAUUAUUCCUCUCUGUCUGCGCAUCAUGGAGACAGGCUCGGAGCUGAGCAAAACAGUCGCCAUCUUCAUUGUCCAGAAAAUACUGCUUGACGACCUUGGCCUGCAGUACAUUUGCCAGACGUACGAGCGUUUCUACGCCGUCGGCGCCGUGCUCGCCAACAUGGUCUCCACGCUCGUCGAGACUCAGGCCGUCCGCCUGCUAAAGCACGUUGUCCGCUGCUAUCUCCGCAUGAGCGACAACCCCCGCGCGCGCGAGGCGCUCCGCGCCUGUCUUCCCGAGCCCCUCCGCGACGGCACCUUCGCGGGUCUCCUCAAGGGCGACCUAGUGACCAAGCGCUGCCUCCAGACCCUCCUUGUCAACCUCGACGGCAGACAGGAGUAGACGCGGGACCUCUCUGGCGAAGACAAGGAAUACGACUCGCGAUCCAUUACAGCAUGCUUGCCGCGCGCAGUUCCGCCGGCCGACACUGUACGACUACGGACACUCCACUGGGCGCGGCAGGCCCGCUUGCAUUCUCUCCCAUUUUCAUCCACCGCCAUCCCAUCAUCAUAUCCGGAGGUUGUACCCCACAUAGGCAUCCAGCAGCCCCUCCCCCUUAGUACGCAUCCAUAACUUCCGCUCUAUCUAGCAUCGGAUACCUGAAUGUAAACAGCUGUACGAUCA